UUCAAAAAAUCAAUUCCUGAUAUAAAUCACUGCUAAAUAAUACGCAGACCACAGUGGAAGAUAUUGGAACCAGUUGGCACCAUCUUUGGUCCACUGUCACAGACAAGUUGACAGUUUUGUUUUUUAGGUUACGUUUUUAGGUAAAAAAAUGUCUGCAACGUUUAAAAAUUCAAAAAAGAAGCUUGUGCAGACGGAAUUCCGCCGUUUAAUAAGCGAGAAAAGCAAGUUGCAAAAAGACGUCAAAAAGAUAGAGUCGCCUCUUUUUAAGUAUAACGAUUCAGGCCAGCUUACAUGUGUGCUGUGUAAGUCCGUUGUCAAAUCGGAAGCCGUAUGGACAGUCCACAUAAAUUCGAAACAACACCGCGAAAAUGUAGAACUCGCCAAAAAACUCAAAGAAAAAACGAACAACUUCACAACUCCCUUGAAACGGCCCUUGACGCCGCCUAUGGAAGUGCCCCAGAAGAAAAUCAAGGGAAUUUUGAAAAACUCUAAUUCAAGUAAAAGUGAAGAGAAGGAAAUUCCCGAUGAUUUCUUUGACGCUAAGUCACAAAACGGUGCCCCAAUCUUACCGGUGAAAAAACCUCGGGAAGAGAAAAUGGAAGUUGAUGACAAUACUGAAACGAUACCUGAAGGUUUUUUCGAUGACCCGAAGUUAGACGCCAAAGCCAGGAAUCAGGAAUACAAAGAUCCAGUUGAAGAAGAAUGGGAGAAAUUUCAGAAGGAAAUUCGCGAAGCUGACAGUAAAAGUGCCGCGAUUAUUGCUGAAGAUCAAGAGGAGGCGACCAAUGAGCGACAAAUUGAUGAAAUCGAAGAACAAAUGAAGAAAUUAUCGAGGGUUUUAGAUUUAGAAAAGAAGAAAGAAACGAUUAUAACACACACUAGUGGGGACAAAGUAGAUCAAGAGGAUGAUUCCAAUGAAGACGAUAAUGAAGAUUUUGAUGAGUAUUUGGACUGGCGGUGUAAAAAAGCGUUCAAAUAAUUUGUAUUCAUUUUAUUUAUAUCAAUAAAUUUUUCUUUAGUAUUUUA
This is a messenger RNA of Tribolium castaneum (red flour beetle), 1026 nucleotides long. RefSeq lists its product as uncharacterized. The transcript is spliced from 3 exons. Lineage: Eukaryota; Metazoa; Arthropoda; Insecta; Coleoptera; Tenebrionidae. Gene Ontology annotation, biological process: mitotic DNA replication checkpoint signaling; nuclear DNA replication; mitotic DNA damage checkpoint signaling. Gene Ontology annotation, molecular function: nucleic acid binding; zinc ion binding. Gene Ontology annotation, cellular component: spliceosomal complex; nucleus. The record is from RefSeq and is a predicted model, not a curated record. The coding region runs from base 149 to 979 and encodes 276 amino acids.